AUGCGGCCGCAGCGGGGUUCGGAUUCUCCCGCCAACACGCCCUUGGGGGCGGAGCCCUUCACCAGAGACCGGGGAAGAGGUCGCGCGGCUCCAGCUGUUACAAAGGUGGCAUGCAAGUUCCACUUGUUAAAUAUUGACUUAUAUCCCAGCAGCCCACAACAUCCACCUCGUUGGUCUCAAGGAAGGAAACGUGGAGCAGAUGGGAAACGCAGAAAGCCCAAUGAUUCGGAUUCCUCUGUUUUUGAUAAUGAAAACAAGUAUAAAUCUUCUGACAACAGGUUGGAUAGCUUUACAACACCAGAAGGACUUGGGCCUCUUUCAAGAUGUUCAGACUGGGGAUCUGCAGUUGAGGAAGAUGAAAUGAGGACCACUGUUAAUAAAGAAAUUGCCAGAUACAAAAGAAAGCUCUUGAUAAAUGAAUUUGCAAGAGAAAGAAAGUCCUCUUCUGGAAGUUCUGAUUCAAAGGAAUCCACUGUAUCAGUAGAACUUGAGACAGAUGAAGUGGUUCUGAUGAGACGGCAAAAACAGAUAAAUUAUGGAAAAAACACAAUUGCGUAUGACAGAUACAUUAAAGAAGUUCCAAGGUGUCAUCGGGUCCCAGGGGUCCAUCCUAGGACUCCGAAUAAAUUUAAGAAGUAUAGCCGUAGAUCCUGGGACCAGCAAAUCAGACUGUGGAAGGUUGCUUUGCAUUUGAAUUGUAGUACUCCUGUUGAUCUUGGUGAGAUGGAAACAGAAUCCAUAGGAAGUAAUUCUACUGAAUCUCAAGCAAGCUCUCAAGACAAUUAUGACACCUUUUCUGGCACUCCCACCAAGGUUAGGCAUGUUGACUAUCAGGUGGAAGGUGAAUUUGACUUGGAAGCGUGUUUGAAUGAGCCACUUAAAGACUUCAGUACUGUGAGCUAAAUGGUUCUCUGUGCAUACUCUUUUAAGGGAAACAUUUUAAAAUUUUGUGAACUGAUAUCUUGAUAUUCUCAAACUGGAUGUUGUUCCCUACCUGUCAGUAGUGCAGAAGCUUAAGCAAGUUAAAGGGCUGUUCCCUAAUUUGUGGUCUCUAUAUUUUCUGGACCAAAUAUGUAAAGAAUAGAACUUAAGCUGUGUAACUCCUCUUUGAAUUCUAAUUUAAUGUAUAUCAGAUGGUUUUACAAGACUACUUUUUUAUAAUUUUCAAAACAUUGAACUGUUCAUAGCGUACCCGGCCAAAAGCAACGCUACUACCCCCUCCAGAAAACUGUUCUGUAAAACUUCAGGUUGUCAUUUGUUUCUCCAUAAGUUAGCUUGUUACUUAAGCACUCUGACAAUCCAUAGAGCAAUUUAUCCACCAUAGGAUAAGCAGGUGUGGUUUGAGAUUUUGUACACUGCCUUGGUGAACUAACUCUCCUGCAAAUCCUGCCUAAAGGGUCCAUGCCCUCUAGAUUUCACCUCUAAAAUCCAGGACCUUCUGGUCUAGCAACAUCUGUGAUUUGGAAGGCCACAAAUAUUGCUGGACCAGAGAACCCAGGCUAGCCAGGUUCAGGGGCUGGGAUGGUGGUGGAGAACGUAGCCACGCCCACCUGGAGGCAGCAGGGCUGGCAGAGACCGGGAGCAAGGACCUAGCUAGACCAGCAAAGUGGGGAGUGUAGCCCCAUCCGGGCCAGACACAGCAAGGCUGGUGCCCAGGCUGCACUCCUGGGCUAGCAGCAAGAGCACAGCCCCAGCUGGAGUCAGCGAGCUGGGGAGUACAGCUCCAGCAAGGCUGGGGGCAGCAGGCCUGUGGCAAGGAGCAGGGUGGACCUCCCCUGAUCUGGAAAACUCUUUGACUGCUUAGGUCCCAGGGGUGCCAGCUCAUGGAGGUUCCACCUGCAACUACAAUAACCUAUAACAACUUCUAGUUCAUUAUUGGUCUAGACCAGAUACUUGAGCUAUUGAUUUGGAAGUGUGGCGGGCUCUGUCCUUGUUUCCUGCAUCACUGAACCUCUGACAUUUUCCUUAAUCGGUAAAGAUAUUUGUGUAAGUGGUUUUUCCAUAUGACAUGGUUUUCCUUUUGACUGAUUCAUUAAAGUAAAUUCCUCUCAUUUGCAAAAGAUUAUUUUAUAGUGGUGGGAAAGGACAUAGUAUGCAACAUUUACUAAAAAAAAAAAGCCUGAAGUGUGGCACUGAUGCAUUAAGGAGCUGUAGCCUAAAUUUGGUACCUGUAAAUAGUUAUGGGUAGACAUAAGUUGUCUAACACUUAGAGAAAAAUAAACAAUAUAUCCAGGGAAAGCGCUUGAUUUGUAUUUGCUGAUUUUAUUGUAAAACUGUUGUAAAUGAUAACUUUGUACAGACAUUCUGCUGAAAGCAGUUAAUGUUGCUAUUGCUUUUGUAUGGGAUAGUGUUGCUAAAAAUAAAAAUACAUGUGUCUUAACUUGUA
Pelodiscus sinensis (Chinese soft-shelled turtle) is the source of this 2386-nucleotide messenger RNA. The record is from RefSeq and is a predicted model, not a curated record. NCBI's taxonomy places the organism in Eukaryota, Metazoa, Chordata, Testudines, Trionychidae.